Messenger RNA from Sphenostylis stenocarpa, 2826 nucleotides. The record is from the annotation of a GenBank genome assembly. NCBI's taxonomy places the organism in Eukaryota, Viridiplantae, Streptophyta, Magnoliopsida, Fabales, Fabaceae.
AUGGCGUCGGAAUCCGCCGAGGAGGACAAAUCCUGGGAGCACGUACUCCGCCGGAUGCUCCCCGCCGGAGCGCCGCUCCCGGACGAGGAGCAUCUGGACUACUCCAUCGCCAUCGAGUACGAAGGUCCUCCGGUUCCCUACGACGUUCCCAAGGUCGAUCCGCUUGAAAUCGGCGCCACCGCCUCCGCCAUCGCCGUUCCGAUUCGAACGGCUGUAGUAGUCUCCGAUCACAACGCGUCGGCCUCGAUUCCGGUCGCCAUGCCUGUGCAUCCGCGGUUCUCGCGGUUCGGCCGAGUCCGCAACGGCGGUUUCGACCGCGCGCCGCCGCCGCCGAAGAGUCCGGUGGAGAGCCGGAGGUCGUCAUCGGUCUCCAUGUCUCAGUCGCAGUUCGAUUCGCGCAGCGGCGAGGUGGUUUAUCGCUCCGAUGAUUCCGGCGAGGUAAACGGUGACGACGGAGCAAGCUCAGCCUCGGAGUUGGCAUCUGCGCCGCAGACGCCGCCGAAUUCGGCUCCGGUACAGCGCAGCGGUGCCGGAGCGGGCAAACGUCCGACGACGGUGACGUUUCAUACUCCGAGGGACUCCGAAGACGAGGACGGCGAUGGUUAUUCGUCCCCGCGGUCGGUUGCGACGGAGCCGGUGGGAUCGCCUGUGGGCGCGUCGCCGUCUCGGAAUAAGAAGCGAUGGAUUUGUAGCAGAUGCGGAAAUAGUAACAGGUUGAAGGAGAAGGAAGCUUGUUUGGUGUGUGAUUCAAGGUAUUGUAGUAACUGUGUGCUGAAAGCGAUGGGGUCGAUGCCCGAGGGAAGAAAAUGCGUGAGUUGCAUUGGGAAGCCCAUUGAUGAAUCUAAGAGGCCAACUUUGGGGAAGUGUUCUAGAAUGUUGUCGAAAGUUUGUAGUUCUUUGGAGAUUAAUCAGAUUAUGAAGGCUGAAAAGGAGUGUCCUGCUAAUCAGCUUCGUCCGGAGCAGCUUAUUGUGAAUGGCAGGCAGUUGAGGCAAGAGGAGUUGGCUGAGAUUUUGGGCUGCCCCAUCCCUCCUCAGAAGUUGAAGCCCGGGAGGUAUUGGUAUGAUAAGGACUCUGGACUUUGGGGCAAGGAGGGAGACAAGCCUGAUAAGAUAAUAAGUUCGAAGCUAAAUAUUGGAGGAAAGCUUCAGACGGAUGCGAGCAAUGGGAAUACUAGAGUCUACAUGAAUGGCCGUGAAAUAACUAAGAUUGAGCUUAGAAUGUUAAAGCUGAGCGUCAAUGCUUAUGUUUUUGCUUGGGCUUCCACUGAGGUUGUGUAUGAAUUACCAUAUGGGAACCCUAAUAGAUUGUUGUAUUGUUUCGCAAGUUUAUUAGACAAUUGGUUAUCUAAGGAAAAAACACAAAUGAAUGCGGACCUGCAGGCGUCCACUCGUUUCAUUUGUUCAUUAUUCUCACUGCCUGUACCUCCUGCUAAUCCUCCUGGGGUCAAAGAAAAUUCAACUACCUAUUCAACAAGAUCCGUGCCUGAUUAUUUGGAUCAAGCUAGAGUUCAGAAACUUUUGUUGUUUGGCAUGGAAGGGUCUGGAACAGCCACGCUGUUCAAACAGGCAUGUUUAUUUUCUUUCUGUUUCACUUCUUCCAUCUCUCUCACCCGUUGUUCUCAUAGUUGCAUGAAUUCAUACCUUUCUGCCAAGUUUUUAUAUGGAAACAAGUUUUCUACGGAAGAAUUACAAAACAUCAAGCUUAUGAUACAAAGCAAUAUGUACAAGUAUCUCAGCAUUCUGCUUGAAGGACGAGAGCAGUUUGAAGAGGAAGCUCUCACAGAGAGAGAAUCUACUUCAUUAGAAGGUGAAGGAUCUGGACUAGUACAAGAAACAGCAGCUGAUGAAAACAAGCCUAGCAUUUAUUCAAUCAGUACAAGAUUCAAGCACUUUUCGGACUGGUUACUAGAUAUUAUGGCCACAGGGGAUUUAGAGGCCUUCUUCCCUGCUGCAACACGGGAGUAUGCUCCUAUGGUAGAUGAGAUCUGGAGAGAUUCUGCUGUUCAGGAAACAUAUAAGAGGAGAGAGGAAUUGCAUAAUCUUCCUGAUGUUGCUAAAUAUUUCUUGGAUCGGGCAAUAGAAAUUUCAAGCAACGAGUAUGAACCUACUGAUAAGGAUAUAUUGUAUGCCGAAGGAGUCACUCAGAGCAAUGGUCUUGCCUUCAUGGAGUUCUCAUUUGAUGAUAGGAGUCCAAUGUCCGAGAUAUACAGUGAAAACCUCAAUUGCCCUCCUCCCUUAACCAAAUAUCAACUGAUUCGCAUAAAUUCAAAGGGACUGCGUGAUGGCUGCAAAUGGUUGGAAAUGUUCGAAGAUGUGAGAGCAAUCAUAUUUUGUGUUGCCCUGAGUGACUACGACCAGAUGUGGCCUAGUAGUACUGGUCAGCUUCGUAACAAACUGCUGGCAAGCAAAGAUCUUUUCGAGAGUCUGGUGAAGCAUCCUUGUUUUAAAGAUACCCCAUUUGUGCUUCUCCUAAAUAAAUAUGAUGCCUUUGAAGACAAGAUAAACAAAGUUCCCUUAUCAACUUGUGAGUGGUUUGGGGACUUUUGUCCCGUGAGACCGCAUCACAACAAUCAUGCCCUAGCGCACCAAGCAUACUACUAUGUGGCUGUGAGGUUCAAGGAGCUUUAUUAUUCCCUAACUGGCCAGAAGUUGUUUGUGGGGCAAACUCGUGCUCGGGAUCGCACGUCAGUGGAUGAGGCAUUCAAAUACAUAAGGGAGAUCAUCAAAUGGGACGACGAGAAGGAUGAUGAUGUAUAUGAAAUCAAUCCCGAAGAAUCAUUUUACAGUACAGAAAUGAGUUCUUCACCAUUUGUCAGACAAGAGUGA